Messenger RNA from Jaminaea rosea, 816 nucleotides. RefSeq lists its product as hypothetical. The record is from RefSeq and is a predicted model, not a curated record. The transcript has a single exon. Bases 299 to 718 code for a protein of 139 amino acids. NCBI's taxonomy places the organism in Eukaryota, Fungi, Basidiomycota, Exobasidiomycetes, Microstromatales.
AGAUCGUAGCAAUAAUCCUUGCCACCAUCCAGGUCGGCGCGAGGCCCUCAAGACCAGCUCAGCAGAUCACAACGGCGUCCUUCACUCCGCUCUGAACACACACGCACACAGAGUCUCCCAGCCGCUGGGAACAUUGAAGCGUACCACACAACAAACAACAUAGAAACAGAGGAUUCUCCAAGAUGUCUCCUUCCAGCCCUCUUUCUGCCUCCGCCGCCGCCAACCGCCGCAAGAUGUCGUACGCGGACAUCCUCAAGAGCAGCCCGCGCCAGAUCUUCCCGUCGUCCCCGCCGCUCAGAUGUCCAAGGGAACUGAUGAGCAGCAGCUGCCCAUGGGCGAGCUGGCAUUCCCACCGCUUCCUAAGGCAGCAAUGCCGAGCACGACAAAGCAGGGCGGUGCUCACAUGACCAAGCUCACUGCCGCCGACUCCAGUACGACGGUCAAGAAGGCACGAUCUUCAGCCGCUAGGAAGGCCCACUCGGCAAAGGUGUUUAUCUUCGAUGCCAUCAAGAAGCAACCAUUGGCGCCCACGAAGCCCUCGUCCUCCGGCUCCGCCUCCAAGGUCGUCACCACCUCGUCUGGCUCAGGUGCGAAGAGGGGUUGCUCCUCGUCCGUCGCCGGCGCAGAUCCUGCAACAUCCAAGCCGGACUCAGCCCUGCAAUGGACCAUGAAGAAGCACGCGCGCGACUCUAUGCAGCUGGGCCUCAAAGACUCCUAGCCUCCCGCAUAUGGUGCCUCAUCCGCAAGCCCUGCUGGUACAUACAACAGAUGGUCGGCUCGUCCCGAGACGCUGGCUCCCUCGCCACCGGCCCGUCC